GUUUUUUUUUAUCAGUAUUUUCUGAUUACACGUCCGCCUGCUCGAGGGUUCCAGCCUGAAACAGUCACAUUAACUUGGCAUUUUUUGCAGGUAAAGGCCGUACUUUCCUGCUGCGCAGGUGACAGUAUCAAUCCGAUCCUAAUUGAGCUUAAUUGACGCUUAAUUCACUUUGAUCAUUAAAUAUCAGAAAGUAAACUGUUACUGUUUCAGGCGCCAAUUUUACGAUGGCUAAUUUCAGAUACUUUAUUGGGUUGAUUAUGAUGGCGACAGCCGCUAGAUCCAUCAAUGGGACCAUGGAGGAUUUCUUCCCAGAUAUCAAGCAAAACUUGACGAAAAUAACUUGGGCCCAUGCGGUUAACAACCAAACUUACCUCGAUGCCACCCUGAAAAAUGACAUCAACAUGAUUGAAGCUGACAUUGUUCUGGGAACACUUAUAAACGGCAAGACAGAUCCCAUUCCCAUCAUGGGUCAUCCGCCUCAGAACACUUCGGAUCUGUCCUUGGAAGGCUUUCUGGCGCAGGUGCAGAGCUUUGAUAGCACUUCGAACAGCUCGAAAAAGGGUAUCAAGCUGGACUUUAAAACAAUUGAGGUGUUGGAGGCUUCAAAGAACAUUGUUAGGAGUGUUGCCGAUAAGGAUGAUGACCUUCCCAUCUGGAUCAACGCUGAUAUCCUUGCAGGCCCCGUCAACGCCAGUACAAAGCCAGUGAACGCCAGCCGGUUCUUAGAUGUCGCAAAAUCAUUCCCUAAAUCCAUCCUUUCCCUCGGCUGGACUACUGCUUACGAUUCCAACUCGAAUGGAUCAUACGAAUCAUCGCAGAUCCAGGAGAUGAUCGACGUUAUUCGAUCCCACAACAUUACGCAGGAAAUAACGUUUCCGGUGCGGGCUGGAUUAGCCGCCCGAAGUCUGGAGCAACUGACCAAUCUUACGGAGAGCAUCGAAAAAUCUACAUUGACAAUUUGGUCCUCCGACGGAGACAAUGUGUCUGUGGAGGACUUGAGGCUGUUGAUCAGCAAAAUUGGACUGAACAGAACGUAUAUUGAUGUGCCCAGCGAUCUUCUGGAGCAGUUGCGUCUGGAUGAUCUUCCCAAUAGCAGCCCAAGUCGAAGUGUUGUUGGAGCUGCCGUUUGGAUGCCGGUGCUCUUGGUGCUGGCGGGCAUUUUCCAGAGCUUAAGCCUUAUUUAGUCAAUAAGUGUGGCACUUUAAUUAUAUAGAAAUAAACGAUAUACAAUAAAACAGUA
Messenger RNA from Dendroctonus ponderosae (mountain pine beetle), 1240 nucleotides. Its product is annotated as protein FAM151B. NCBI's taxonomy places the organism in Eukaryota, Metazoa, Arthropoda, Insecta, Coleoptera, Curculionidae. The transcript has 4 exons. Bases 225 to 1184 code for a protein of 319 amino acids. The record is from RefSeq and is a predicted model, not a curated record.